AUGACUACUUCUACUCAAAUCUCAUCUUCGAUCUCUUUGACACCCUCAAAAAGCUAUAGGUGCUAUACAUCCCCUUCUCCCACUCCCUCCUAUUCAUCUACCUCGUCAUCACGAUCGAGAUCGAGAUCUACAUCAUCGCUCAGUAGAUUUUCUCCUUAUCCAAAGGUUAAAGUAGAGCGAUCAGAAGAAGAGGAUAAAGUAGCUUGUAAAUUGAGAGAUAUCGGUUUGGAAAUUCCAAAAGCUAGAUCGACUAGUCCAUAUGAAGAACUCGCCACAGCUAAACCGCAAUUCAUCCAUUAUAAGCCACAAAGUCACUUGGCACAUCGAAGAGCAUAUUCAAUGUCUCAGGUAUCUUACGGAUACUUCAUCCUCCCUUCUUCAUCUCCUUCAACGCCGAAAGAAGAAUCUCGACCGCAAACAGUCAAGAGACAUAUUAGAGCUCAUUCAACUUCGGCCUCUCCUCUUCCCAACCCUUUCCAAGGGUUUGCUCGACCAAUGAUUACUCCCUCACCUCGAUCAAUCCCAAGUGAAAGGGUAAAUUCCGCAGCUCCUAAGCCAUCUGACAAAACCGCAGAUUCUAGUUCAAGAAGACUCAUUUUGGUCAACCCUACUAUCGCACAUCACCUCGUACAUGGUGGAAUGGUUGGUAUUCGUUCAGUGGAUGGAAAGAAGUCUUUCAAGAUUUGUUUACCUCAUUUGGGUGGUGUGCAACUGGUCAGAAGUGCAGCCGCAGCCGCGUAUUAG
Messenger RNA from Kwoniella shivajii, 744 nucleotides. RefSeq lists its product as uncharacterized. NCBI's taxonomy places the organism in Eukaryota, Fungi, Basidiomycota, Tremellomycetes, Tremellales, Cryptococcaceae. The coding region runs from base 1 to 744 and encodes 247 amino acids. The record is from RefSeq and is a predicted model, not a curated record. The transcript is spliced from 3 exons.